AUGGCACAAUAUUCUGUCCUCUUUUACGGCUAUUACGACAAUAAACGAACAAUUGGAGCCAUGAAUUUCAGGAUGCCUCUCUCCUACUUUCUGGUGGGAAUCAUGUGCAUUGGAUACAGCUUCCUGAUUGUCAUCAGAACAAUGGCAAAGAACCUUGGUGAGGAUGGAGGUGGGGAUGACAACACUUUCAAUUUCAGCUGGAAAAUGUUCACAAGCUGGGACUUCCUGAUUGGUAAUCCUGAAACAGCAGACAACAAGUUUAACUCUAUCAUCAUGAACUUUAAGGAAGCGAUUGAUGAGGAAUUUGCAGCCCAAAGGGAAGAAAAUGUCCACUUGAUCCGAUUCCUGAGAUUUCUUGCUAACUUCUUCUGUUUCCUCACACUUGGUGCAAGUGGAUAUCUCAUUUUUUGGGCUGUAAAGAGAUCUCAGGAAUUUGCGCAGCAAGACCCAGACACCCUUGGGUGGUGGGAAAAAAAUGAAAUGAAUAUGAUCAUGUCUCUCCUGGGCAUGUUCUGUCCAACCUUAUUUGACUUAUUUGCUGAGCUGGAAAACUAUCAUCCCCUUAUAGCUUUGAAAUGGCUAUUAGGCCGCAUCUUUGCUCUUCUUCUUGGCAACUUGUAUGUAUUUAUUCUUGCUUUGUUGGAUGAGAUCAAUAACAAGCUGGAAGAAGAGAAGUUAGUUAUGGCAAACAUCACCAUAUGGGAAGCAAACAUGAUCAAAGCUUUCAAUUCAUCUCAGAAUGAAAAUAGCACUGGUCCUCCUUACUUUGUGGAACCUGCUGAUGUACCCAGGGGGCCCUGCUGGGAGACAAUGGUAGGACAGGAAUUUGUGCGACUAACUGUGUCUGAUGUCCUCACAACCUAUGUAACAAUUCUCAUUGGUGACUUUGUAAGAGCCUGCUUUGUCAGGUUUUGUAAUUACUGUUGGUGCUGGGACCUGGAAUAUGGCUAUCCCUCUUAUACGGAAUUUGAUAUCAGCGGCAAUGUUCUAGCACUGAUCUUCAAUCAAGGCAUGAUCUGGAUGGGAUCAUUUUAUGCUCCUUGCCUACCAGCUAUCAACAUACUUCGCCUGCAUACGUCCAUGUACUUUCAAUGCUGGGCUGUGAUGUGUUGUAAUGUUCCUGAGGCGAGGGUUUUCAAAGCCUCUAAGUCUAAUAAUUUUUACUUAGCUAUGCUUUUGCUCAUCCUCUUCUUGUCUACAAUGCCAGUGCUAUAUAUGAUUGUCUCCUUCCCACCAUCUUUUGACUGUGGCCCAUUCAGUGGCAAAAACAGAAUGUUUGAAGUUAUUGGUGAAACUCUGGAGCAUGAUUUCCCCAGCUGGUUGGCAAAAAUCUUACGGCAGCUCUCUAACCCUGGACUCGUCAUUGCUAUCAUUUUGAUCAUGGUCUUGACUAUCUAUUACCUCAAUGCUGCCAGUAAGGUGCAGAAACUUGGAAACUUAGAGUUAAAGAAGAAGAUGAAGAUGCAAGCGGAGGAAAACAAAAUGAGAAACAAAAAAAUGGCAGCUGCGAGAGCAGGUUAG
Molecule: messenger RNA, 1521 nt
Organism: Sarcophilus harrisii (Tasmanian devil)
Lineage: Eukaryota; Metazoa; Chordata; Mammalia; Dasyuromorphia; Dasyuridae
Product: transmembrane channel-like protein 1
Exons: 11
Coding region: 1-1521 (506 amino acids)
Biological process (GO): vestibular reflex; detection of mechanical stimulus involved in sensory perception of sound
Cellular component (GO): plasma membrane
Molecular function (GO): mechanosensitive monoatomic ion channel activity
Source: RefSeq, a predicted model, not a curated record